Molecule: messenger RNA, 714 nt
Organism: Aspergillus terreus NIH2624
Lineage: Eukaryota; Fungi; Ascomycota; Eurotiomycetes; Eurotiales; Aspergillaceae
Product: putative Ras family GTPase (Rab4b)
Exons: 5
Coding region: 1-714 (237 amino acids)
Biological process (GO): regulation of endocytosis
Cellular component (GO): endosome
Molecular function (GO): GTP binding; GTPase activity
Source: RefSeq, a predicted model, not a curated record
AUGGUGCGAAAAAGAGGCCUGUCAAAUGCUUCCUCGAUCUCCUCCGCCCCCGAUGGAAACCAGGAGCUGGAGAGCAUGUAUGAUUACCUCGCCAAAGUAAUUCUACUUGGGCCGAGUGGUGCUGGAAAGUCCUGUGUCCUCCAUCGGUUUGUGAAGAAUGAAUGGCGAGUCCUAUCAUCACAAACAAUCGGAGUCGAAUUCUCCUCGAAGAUCGUUAAGCUGGGUUCGGGUCCGCGACGAACAAGGAUCAAACUGCAACUCUGGGACACAGCGGGAACGGAGCGAUUCCGAUCUGUCUCCAGGUCUUAUUAUCGAGGUGCCGCCGGAGCCAUCCUCGUCUAUGAUGUAUCCUCCCACCAGUCCUUCGCGUCGCUGCCCACGUUUCUCAUGGACGCGCGGGCGCUGGCCUCGCCCAACCUGACCGUUGUCCUCGCCGGGAACAAGGCGGAUCUCACAACCGACUAUGCGCCGCACGGUGAUUUUGACGAUAGCAUGCGUCCGCCCCCUACGCCGUCCAGUACCUCCAGCAAACACUCCUUCCCCUAUGAUUCCGGCGGUGGCUCGGUCCGCUCCUUCGCCAACCUCGGAUCCGGCACGAGACAGACCGCCACGUACGCACCCCAUGGUCGCGAGGUGAACGCGGAGGAAACCUCGCGAUGGGCGGCAAAAAACAACAUUCCCGUCGCCGUGGAAGUUUCGGCUCUGACGGAUUGA